GAAGAUAUUCCAGAAAAUGAAACAGAUGUAAAGAAAUGUGUAGAAGAAAAAAGAUUUAUGAUACUGGAAAGGUUGUUGAAAAAGUUACUACAAGCUAUAUUGUUAAAAACAGUAGAAGAAAUGAAGCCAACACUAAGAGAAAAGUUAGUGUUAGCAAGACAAGUGAUACAAAAUAAAAGAAGAAAGAUAGAUAGUACAGAAGAAGGCACUGUCUAUAUAAGUUCACAAUCACACUGA
Messenger RNA from Cetraspora pellucida, 237 nucleotides. The record is from the annotation of a GenBank genome assembly. NCBI's taxonomy places the organism in Eukaryota, Fungi, Glomeromycota, Glomeromycetes, Diversisporales, Gigasporaceae.